AUUGCAGCAGGAAAAAAAAACUAUAAAAAAAACUAUAAAUCUUAAUAAUAAUCAGAGGCUUUCCUUUGGGCGUUUUUAACUGAUGGCUGAAGGCUGGAAGGGGAGCGGCCGCUCAUUUGCAAGACGCGAGCGAGCUCUAGGUCCUUCAUGGGAGAAGACAUUUUGCACUUCAAUUUGCCAUGUUUCUUGGGAGAGAAUCUGUGCAGCUAAGGUGAUGAUCUCCGGAUACAAUAAUAUAGCAGAAUGGAAUGACUCUGGAGCACUUGAAGCCUUUACGAAUGCGAAGGCUCGAUAUUGGGCUGAAAUCAGUGGUCUUUCUAAUGACAUUCCUUUGCCUGACCCAAACAUGUACAUUGAAAAAAUCGAGUAUAAUUCUAUCAUCGAUCCAGAGCUAGUGGCGGAUUUAUACAAACAGCCGCAGCCUCCUCCCCCCGAAGGCAACAAGUACGAGGAUCUCAGUUACGAAGCUUUUCUGAAUGCAAAUUUAUCAAAUUUACCCGUUAAAGCAACUGGAUGGGGUGAUGACGAAGAGGAAGAUACAACUAAACAUCAUUCGAAUUGGGAUGCAUUGGUUGAAAAGCCGCUGCCAGAUACUGGAUGGGCUGACAACAAGAAGCUUGAAAGUUUCGAGAAUGAUGGCGGUGACAUCGCAUGGAGUGGUCCGAGUUAUGAUAAUUCUUGGCAAAAGCAAAGAAAAUUUGUCUCACGGAGCAGAGGUGGAAGAAGAAAGUCCAUGGAACAAUGGAAGCCAAAAGCUUACAUAAAGUGAAGAUGUUAGUUUUUUUUUUUUUGUAUGAGAUCACUUGAAAGUUUAUGUGGUGGUGCGGGAAUCUUCAACUAUAACAAUUUUCGUUACGUUUUAUAAAAUAUUAACUAUUGUAUGUGUUUUGUUUUCAUAUUUGUUGGAAGGUUGUAUCAACAACAUAGUCAAAUAUUUGAUCUA
Molecule: messenger RNA, 943 nt
Organism: Asparagus officinalis (garden asparagus)
Lineage: Eukaryota; Viridiplantae; Streptophyta; Magnoliopsida; Asparagales; Asparagaceae
Exons: 2
Coding region: 83-769 (228 amino acids)
Source: RefSeq, a predicted model, not a curated record